Messenger RNA from Danio aesculapii, 4204 nucleotides. Its product is annotated as neoverrucotoxin subunit beta-like. Gene Ontology annotation, molecular function: protein binding. The transcript has 7 exons. NCBI's taxonomy places the organism in Eukaryota, Metazoa, Chordata, Actinopteri, Cypriniformes, Danionidae. Bases 1553 to 3610 code for a protein of 685 amino acids. The record is from RefSeq and is a predicted model, not a curated record.
AUAUAUAAGUAUAAGUUUAAAUGUGGGCCAAACUUACGUGACCCACAUAUCAAUUUUUAACAUCUGGGCCAAAUACUACAUCUGACAUCUGGCCCAUGUCUUGCGUGCCAUCUUAAAGACGGUGCCACCUCUGUCAAACCCGGGCCAUGUUUGUCCCACAUGCUGAAUGCCAGACUGUGCCAGCUUUAUGCCAAAUCUGGGCCAGAAUUCUUUGCAACCUGGGUUAGAAUGUAAGCGGUACUAAACAAUAGUUUUUAGAAUGAGUAAUAAUCCAUUAAUCUAGUUCAGGGGUCACCAAUCUUGUUCCUGGAGGGCCAGUGCCCUACAGAUUUUAGCUCCAACUCUAAUCAAACACACCUGAACAAGCCAAUCAAGGUCUUACUAGGUAUACUUGAAACAUCCAGGCAGGUGUGUUAAGGCAAGUUGGAGCUAAACUCUGCAGGGACACCGGCCCUCCAGGACCGAGAUAGGUGACUCCUGAUCUAGUUACUGCACAUGUCCCUGUUGAAGGUCGGUGAAUUUAAGAUAAUUCAUUAUUAAAAGGACAAGCUCAAGCUCGGCAUGUCAAAACGUCCCAAGCUGUCUGGUGCGCAGGGGAGGCAAAAAAGAAAGAAAGGUGGAGGGAAAACGCGACAAAGACAGAGGUAAUGUGCAUAUGAUUAUUGUAUGCCUAAUUUUUCAAAUAGAACACACACUCAAAGUACAAUCUGUUUCUCACCCAAGGCUGAGUGUGCUAUCAUCUGUCUUUACCAGAAUUGGUUAAAAACCGCUAUAAUCUGCUUCCAAACUGGCAGCUUACAUACAAAGGAAGAAAGUUUAAAAGAUUUAACACUUGAAAUGGCAAAUAUCACUUUAGACAUCAUUAACACAAAGCAAAUAACAAUAUGAACAGUUGUUUCCAAUUCCUCAAGAGUCCAGGUCCACUCAAGUGGUCUCCAUGACCUCUGACCUGGCUGGGUCGGUCCUGUGGAAACAAAUCCUUUGGCAUACAGAAAAGCAAUCACACACAUAUGAUUCCAGUUCUAGUCUGAAGUGGAUUGACACUGUUCAUCAUAUAAUCUGGACUCUUAAACAUUCAGAUUUGUUUAUAAUCAUAAAGACAUAAGAAAGGACAUGUUACUCCAUCCUGGAGUGGACAUCCAUCAGAAAAUCCAACCAUCUCGAUAAUAUGAUGGUCUGGGGCUAUUUUCCUGCUUCAAAGCACACCAGCAAGGCCACUUCUGAACGGCUGAAGAAAAAUGAAGACUUUGGAGUGGCCUAGUUUGGAGUGUUAUGGUGAGUUGAAUUGUUUUGUUUAGUUCACUUGGUUUGUGAUAUAAAUGUAAUUUCAUUCAAAUCGAAUUCUUGUUAAAAACUGUAAAUAUUUGACAACACCCCACCUCCACUUUAAUCAGAUCAAACAGGCGUAUAAAAUUAUUGCCGUUCUAACCAAAGUCUGCUUGUAGACGUAAGGGUUGAAGUUCAGUGUGCCAUCUGUGAAUGUGGAACUUCCAAAGCGGUUGCCUGCUCCAGUGGUCAGGUGCACUAACAGAAUCUUGUGGACUCAUCCGCCAUGGCGUCACAGACCCUUGUAUUGGCAGCUCUAGGAAGAUCUAUGUUUCCUGGUAUGCUUUAUGACUGCCGAAAUGAUUCCUUCAUUCCAGGUGUUGCUCUGUGGAACAAGAAAUCAAUCCAUGACAAUUUGGACACCCAUCCUCAGCCCAGGACAGAUUUGAAGUUCAGCAGCUCUGAUUCCAUCUCUGAUAAGUGCAAUUUAAUGGAUAUAAGUGCUUCCCUGAAAGCUAGCUUCUUGGGGGGGCUUAUUGAGGUGGGAGGAUCUGCCAGAUACCUGCGUGACACCAAAUCCACAAACCAACAGUCAAGAGUAACAAUGAAUUACAGUGAAACAACGAGAUUUGACCAGCUCAUCAUCAGUCAGCUGCAGGAUAUCACCUACCCUCAAGUGUUUGAGCAGAAAACUGCAACUCAUGUGAUCACGGCUGUACUGUACGGAGCCCAGGCAUUCAUGGUGUUCGACAGGACAUUAUCAACGGAUGAGAAUAUCCAGGAGAUUGAGGGAGAAUUAAAUGUAAUGGUCAAAAAGAUCCCUGAUUUUUCCAUUGAGGGAAAAGGAUCUGUAAAAAUGACAGACAGUGACAAGGACAAAGCCGAGAAGAUAUCCUGCACUUUUCAUGGUGACUUCCAUCUUGAGCAAAACCCCACCUCAUACAUGGAGGCCCUGGAUACAUACCAGAAGCUGCCCACACUGCUGAAGGAGAAUCCCCAGAAUGCAGUUCCAAUAAAAGUCUGGCUAUAUCCACUUUGUUUACUAAAUGAUAAUGUAGCCAAGCUGGAGAGAGAAAUCCGCUUAAGUCUGAUUUCCAACACUGUAGAUAUAAUUGAAAAGCUGGAAGAAGUCAACAGGGUUUCCAGUGACCUGUCCAAUAAUACACUGACAGAUGAUUUCAGUGACAUCCAAAAGAGGCUUUGCUCAUUUCAGGAGUCAGUUGGCAUCUACAAGAUGUUGUUCCAGAAAGCUGUGGCCAGGGUCUUGCCUGAUAUUCGAGGAGGGGUAAAGGAGGAGGAGUCCCUUGCAGAUAUCCUGAAGAUCCACCAUGACUCCCCUUUUAAUGCAGGGAAGCUAAACCAGUGGUUAAAGGAUGAAAAUUCUGAACUUCACCUCCUGAGUUCAUAUCUCAAGACGCUCGAUGGGAUCAAAAUUGAAGAUCCAGACGGUCUCAGCACCAUCCUUUUUGAUCCUUAUAUUGAUGUUGUGGUGUGCUUGACCAUCACAUCUUUGAGCUAUGAAGACCCUGAUCUCAAAAAACAGGAGGAGUUUCUGAAAUCGGACCAGUUUAAGAAGCUAGAUGGAGCAAACGGCCAUGAAACAGAUGUGGAACCUGUCAGAAAGUGGUUUAACAAUCCUGAUGCCAUCAGACAGAUGAGAGAGAGCUUAACUCAAUUCAGGAGUUUUUCAGUGGCUAAUAAAGAUGAUAAGAGAAUCCGCUUCAUUGUUUCUGCUAUCUCAGAUAGCUCCAAUCCAGUCACUUCCAUUUAUUUUUAUCAAAAAGGAGAACUGAAAAACACAAAGCUUCAGUUGCCAUCCAAACCACCACCACCAAUAGUGAAGGAUGUCCAGAACCAAACAGUGUCUCUGCAACUGCAGAAGUCCCCAACUGGAGUCACAGUGAAGUACAGAGUCGAGUACAAGGAGUCAAGCGCUGAUUCUGCUGCUGAAGACAAUUGGUUUGUCGUAAACACAACUGAUGAAGACUUUACUCUGACUGGAUUGGAGCCUGAUAAGUCCUACUUGAUCCGCUACAGGAUAGUGGGUGAAGUGGGAGUGAGUGAAGCCAGUGAUACCAUCAGCACAAUACCAUUUUCAGCACAUCCUUCGAUUGUUGGUUUGCCAAUAGGUCCAGAGUUCACCAUUAUGAUGGGUUCUGGCAACUUUAAGGAAAUCAGCAUCACAUUCGAUGAGAAAAUUCUGAAAUCCAUCCAAGUGACUCUCAGCAGCGGCAACAAGAUGACCAUUGGAAAUAGAGGACUAUGCAGAAGACAUCGGCAAGCCAAUCAAGGCAAGGUACCGCCUACUUCGAAGCACUAUUGGCUGACAGGACUGCCAAUCUAAAUCAACCGUGUGAUGACGACUUCUCUCUCUGCCAAUCACGCUCGUUGCAGAGCCCUUUAAAUAGGAAGCGGCAACUGGAAGAGAUCAGCUGCUGUUGUUGUUUUGGCGUGUUGUCUGUUUGGUGGUGUCCGUUUGUUUUGUAGCUGUUACUGAUGUUGACUUUGAGUGAGGUUUGUUUGAGAGUUCUGAUGUGUGUUUUUACAUCUUUAGCUCGCUAAUGCUCCAUUCAAAAUCCUUCUGUGACUUUUGACAAGGGAGAUCUGGAACAACCUAGUAAGUCACGUGACAUACAUACUUUGCACGCAGGUUUAUUGAUGUAUAGACACACUAGUUAGCGAAGUGCGCUAAUUUUGUAUUUCUAUUUUUCAGAUUAGCGUAAGUUCAGGGCGCUUUUGGCGCUGAAGACUUUUCUUUUCAUAUUGUUUUCUUAUUUAGGGGUUUGGGGAAGAGUUUAAGGGAAUAUUUUUGUUAUAUUUAUUUCUUUGAGUUUGCUAGCGCAACUUCAGUUCCCUCUCCCGGGUUUAUCUUGGUUCUUUUCAACUUCAUCUUAUCGUUUAUAAAUAUUGUAAAUACUGUGGGAGCAAUAAAUCUUUU